This is a messenger RNA of Angiostrongylus costaricensis, 1149 nucleotides long. The record is from the annotation of a GenBank genome assembly. Lineage: Eukaryota; Metazoa; Nematoda; Chromadorea; Rhabditida; Metastrongylidae.
AUGACAACUGCUACGGUCACCUACCACAAACUUUCACAGCUUUCCGGUUGGACACCAAACGACCCGGCUCGCAUCGAUCCACAACUUCCAACGUCUUCAACUGCCGCUUCGCGCAGCUACGUUGCCGUGGAGUUUGCUGAACAAGAAAUGAGAUGGUCCCAUUGUAUUCCUCAUGAGAGAUUUCACGAGCAGUUAGCCGGGGAGAGCUUACAGCAGAACAAGAGGAAGACACGCAGCUCAAAAUGUCGUGCUAGCACAUCGGCCGUGCCCGGUGAGGAGUUGUGCCUUGUGUGUGGUGACAAAGCCUCAGGAUAUCACUACAACGCACUCACUUGUGAAGGUUGCAAAGGUUUCUUUCGCCGUUCGAUCACUCGACGGGCCGUCUACUACUGCAAAUUCGGUCGGGCGUGCGACAUAGACAUGUACAUGCGUCGGAAGUGCCAACACUGUCGGCUCGAGAAGUGCAUGAAAAUCGGAAUGCGAGCUGAGUUGGUGAUUCCGGAGGAGCAGUGCCGGAUCAGGCGUGAGGCGAAGAUGCGGCAGCGAUCCAAUCCUCACGAAGCGACAGAACUACCGUCACCCUCGUCCAUGGAUCUCUCGGCGCAAAUCCUUAGCGAUCCAUUUACUGCCAGAGAGCGCAGCAUGUCAGCAGAAUCCAGGGAACUUGUAUCCAGAAUAAAAGCCACUUCAAAUCUAAUUUCACUCGACCGAGACGAGGCAAUUGCUGCAAUUGUGAUGCAUCCCGUUUCCUGUUAUACUUCUUUCCAACAAUUGGCGGAAUUGACAAUACUGGAAGCGCAGUACACUCAUAAGUUUGUCCGUCAGUUACCGGGCUUCUCAAGGCUUCAGAAACUGGACAGGAAAACAUUACAAAAGGUUUCAAAGACGGAAAUCCUCAUGCUACGUACAGCAAGCAAGUAUGAUACUACCAGCGACUGCCUUAUUCUGGGAAACGAUCGGCAUUCUUUCCGCUACGAUCGAAAAAUGUAUUGUGAGGCUGGUAUGACACCAUUCGCCGAGUACGUGUUUGAACUAGCGCAACGAAUGGCUGACCUAUCGCCGGAUACAACUGAGAUGCUUCUUCUGGAGGCGAUUAUAGCAUUCUCCGGUAAGAGCUAUAACUGGUACAAACCUCAGUGGAAAUUUUAG